GUUUUGUCGAUGAAAUGACGCAUCCUUGAGCGCUAGUAAAAGACGAAAAAAUUUCAGUCUGGCAUCAAAAAGCGAUUUUGAAGCAAUUGUGAGGUGUUUUCAGCCGAUCAAGUGACGAAAAAAUUAAGUGGUGAAGAGAGCGCAGACUCUUGGCGUAGCAGACACCAGGAUGAGUUUCUUCGGCAAAUUAUUCUCGGGGAAAAAGGGCGAACCUGCCCCAACACCCAGCGAGGCAAUCCAAAAAUUGCGUGACAUCGAAAAUAUGCUCACCAAGAAGCAAGAAUUUCUGGAAAAGAAAAUAGAUGUGGAGCUGGAUACUGCCCGAAAAAAUGGAACCAAAAAUAAGCGAGCUGCUAUCCAGGCACUCAAACGGAAGAAGCGGUAUGAGAAACAGCUGACACAGAUUGAUGGUACCUUGUCUACAAUUGAAAUGCAGAGGGAAGCGUUGGAGAAUGCUAACACAAAUACAGCAGUGCUUACCACGAUGAAAAAAGCCGCGGAUGCUCUUAAGGCGGCACACAAGGAUAUGAACAUUGAUGACGUUCAUGAGAUGAUGGAUGACAUCGCCGAGCAGCAUGACAUCGCUAACGAGAUUUCGAACGCCGUCUCGACUGCCGUUGGCUUUGGUCAGGACAUCGACGAGGACGAGCUGGAGAAAGAGUUGGAAGAAUUGGAACAGGAAGAGCUGGACAAGGAACUGCUUGGAGUGCAGCCGGAAACCGAUCAGCUGCCGGAUGUGCCAUCCACAGAUCUGCCAGCCAAGGCAAAGGAAAAGAAAAAAGCUGUGGAGGAGGACGACGAUCCGGAUAUGAAAGAACUGAUGUCCUGGGCAAACUAGGAUAUUGUAUUAUACUCUAUUUCCCAAAAAUACGCGUGACAGGUUAGCAAUUCCACAUAAUAUUUUUUUUCUGAACAAGAUCUGCUAAUCGGUAACACCAGAGAACGGAGUCAAAAAUAAUAUUAUGCUGCGUUCAUUGAAAAAUUGUACACUGUUAUAUACAUUACAGCUUUAUUUUGAUUCCCUUUUUCCGUUCGUUUAUUAGUGUAAUAGUGCAGAGCAAUGAUUCGAAUAAUUAUUGGUUAUUUCCUGUACUUUUCGCUUCUUUUUGAACCGGUAUAUUGAAGUAGACACAAUCGUAGUAUAAGUCAAAAUUUUACGACGGAUCAAGAGAUCACAGCUGUGGUUUUCUGCGUUCGCUGAACUUGUAAUAAGUUUUGUGGUUGAAUGCCAGAGGAAAGGUGUAACAUCGUGCUAUGUUUUGAUUUUUUGUUUAUCAAAGAAAAAUUGCUCGAGAAACCAA
This is a messenger RNA of Toxorhynchites rutilus septentrionalis, 1301 nucleotides long. RefSeq names its product charged multivesicular body protein 4b (gene shrb). Gene Ontology annotation, biological process: vesicle budding from membrane; late endosome to vacuole transport via multivesicular body sorting pathway. The record is from RefSeq and is a predicted model, not a curated record. Bases 170 to 838 code for a protein of 222 amino acids. Gene Ontology annotation, cellular component: multivesicular body; ESCRT III complex; cytoplasmic side of plasma membrane. The transcript has 5 exons. Lineage: Eukaryota; Metazoa; Arthropoda; Insecta; Diptera; Culicidae.